CAGCGAUUUAACCAAAAGGCGUGCGGCGCGGUGGCGGCUAACAGCCCAAUCCCAGACCUCCGGCUCGCAGGCUUCCCUCAGGACUGCCGCGUCGUGCGCCGGUUGCCAUGGCAACCCCACGCGGGCCUGGCUGGCACCGCGGCGCCCGAGGCCGGAAGUGACGCGCGUUCACCUGCCGAGCGGGCGGGGGAGGGGCGCGCCGCGGUGCCACCGCCUCUGCAGCCGCCGCGAGCCAGUCGGGAGCGCGCGGGGCGCCGGCAGAGCCAGAGCCGGAGCCGGAGCCGCCUACCUGCAGCAGCAGCCUCGCCCGCGGCCGGCAGCACCAUGGCUCUUCUGCUGCGCUUCGUGCUCCUGUGCGGAGCCGCCGAUCUCACUAGAAGUUUGAGUAUCACUCCUCCUGAUCAGAUGACGAUUGAAAAAGCCAAGGGGGAAACUGCCUAUCUUCCAUGCAAAUUUACUAUUGAUCCUGAUGACCAGGGACCACUGGACAUUGAAUGGCUGCUGUCGCCAGCUGAUAAUCAGCAAUUGGAUCAAGUGAUUAUUUUAUAUUCUGGAGACAAAAUUUAUGAUAACUACCAUGAAGCUCUCAAAGGACGAGUACACUUUACGAGUAAUGACCUCAAAUCUGGUGAUGCAUCAAUAAAUGUAACAAAUUUACAGUUAUCGGAUAUUGGCACAUACCAGUGCAAAGUGAAAAAAGCUCCUGGUGUUGCAAAUAAAAAGGUCUUGCUGACUGUCCUUGUUAAGCCAUCAGGUACAAGAUGUUUCGUUGAUGGAUCAGAAGAAAUUGGAAAUGACUUUAAAAUAAAAUGUGAACCAAGAGAAGGUUCACUUCCGUUGCGAUAUGAAUGGCAAAAAUUGUCUGACUCCCAGAGAAUGCCUACCCCAUGGUUAGCAGAAAUGACUUCACCUGUUAUAACUGUGAGAAAUGCUACUUCUGAAUACUCUGGGACAUACAGCUGUACAGUGCAAAACAGAGUGGGCUCUGAUCAGUGCCUGCUGAGUCUGGAUGUUGUUCCCCCUUCGAAUAAAGCUGGAACAAUUGCAGGAGCUGUUAUAGGAACUUUGCUUGCUCUUGUGAUCAUUGGUCUCAUCAUCUUUUGCUGUCGUAAAAAGCGCAGAGAAGAAAAGUAUGAAAAGGAAGUGCACCAUGACAUAAGAGAAGACGUUCCCCCUCCAAAGAGCCGGACAUCCACUGCCAGGAGUUACAUUGGCAGCAACCAUUCAUCUCUGGGAUCCAUGUCUCCUUCCAACAUGGAGGGCUAUUCUAAGACUCAGUAUAACCAAGUUCCAAGUGAAGACUUUGAUCGUGCUCCCCAGAGCCCAACUCUCCCACCCGCUAAGGUAGCUGCCCCUAAUCUAAGCCGAAUGGGAGCGGUUCCUGUGAUGAUUCCAGCACAAAGCAAGGAUGGGUCUAUAGUAUAGAACCUCUGUAAUUUUCUUCUUUGCUCUUUGUGUUUCUUUUCUUCUGUUGAUAUAUGAAAAUUUAUUCAGGUUUAAUCUUGUUAAUGGCCUCAAAAUACAUGAAAACUUAACCAGAAACUGUUAAAAAUUAUGCUCCACAAAGUUUUAUUUGGUUAUCUUGAAACAGUAAAGUAUUUAUAGAGAUAGUUUAUGACCUUCACCAUCUUUAAGAGCCUGAUUUUAAAGGUUAAUUUAUCUGAGUUAUAUGUAGCACUUUGUAUAGGGAAUCACAAGUGAGGAGCUCUGUGAAUUUACACACAAGCCAAGUUGGUUACUUGAAUCAUCUGAAAGUUGUACUUUAUAAUUUCAUUAUUUUAAAGAUAUGCGUCUCAUUUAUUUGUGAUCCAACAGUGUCCCUAAGAUCAGUAAAGAAACAUACAUAGCAAAAAUACUUCAAUAUAUUUGUACUUGUGUUUUUAGCCUCUUUAAAAACUCUAAUUGUGUUUAGAAUAUGUUUAAUAACAAAACAGUACAAUGUUGUAGAAAUGACUUGUUUUACUUCCAAGUCAAUCAUAAACUAUGAAAUGAUUUCUUGAGACCCGAAUUUCUUUAAACACCAACAGGACAUAGACUUUCAUAUGCUAAAGGAGCAUUUGUUAGAUUCAAUUAGAACAUUUAUAUCAGCUAUAUGUAUAGAUGACACCAUAGGUGCAACAGUGGAGAUAGAGCUACUUGACAGGUGAUCUGGUGCCUUGAGGCCUUGGUCUGCAGAGAGGGCCAGCUAGAUCCAGGAUGUUGCAUUCACAGCCCCCAACUAAACACUUUAGGCUUUCCACUUUAGGUUGUAUUUAUCUAAAAAGUUACAGUUGUUAUUAUCUGAUAAAUAUAGAUGAGCAUUUCCUAAUUAUUGAUCCUAAAUUUGUGUGUGUUUUUUUUUCCACCCCUGCUUCAGUUUCUUUUUGGGGGAAUGGUAUUGCAUAUUUUAUGUUCUCAAAAUAUGUAAGCCUAAACUUACCCUCUUGAAUGCAGUUCCUGGAGGAUAUUUUCAUCAUGGACUCAGUGAUCAAAUACAUUUUGUACAAGUCCGUGUCCUCCCUCAAUUCUUUAUUCCAGACAUGGGAGGAUGUACAGUUGCUGUUUUGUAGUCAAGCAUGUCUUUGUGUAGUUCCAGCAAAUCAGGGUGAGCUUUGAAAAGUUUGAGUAUUAGUUUUGUGGAAAUGAUUUAUUCUUUAAAGAAAGAAAAAGGUGUAAAGAGAAUACUCCUAUCUGCCAAAUGUGUUUUAGUAGAAUAAAGUGGAUUUAUUGUAUUUCCCUUAAGAUUUGAGGGACUGUGGAUAUAGUAGAAUGAGCCAGCAGUUUUUUUUUAAUAGUAAAUAAGGUUUGUAAUAAAUUAUUUGAUUAGCUGUAAAACCAUUUCCCUAGAUUUUUGUAGGGAGUUGGUUUCUGAUAUCUCUUUGGGUGCUGUGGUGGUAAAUGCUACAUUAAUUAAUGCUGGCAAGCAUUGACAGGCAGUGUCAUGUACACUUUUUAAUGGUAAAUCUAAGCUGAAUGUGUAAUGAAUUAGUGUACAGUGUUACAUUAGAAAGCAUUUUUUAAGUGGGUUUUUAACCUUACAUAAAAUUACUUUUUAUACUUGUGUUAACAUUUUCAUCUGUGCCUUUUUGGAUAAUAAUUUCUGUAUGACUUUCUGGUGCCUAUGAGCUAGCUAUCACCUUAUUGGAAAGGUGCUUAGAGGUGAAGGUACUGUUUCUAAAAACACAUCACUGUGACAUGCUCUGUCCUCAUGCUUUCAAUCUUGCCUUCUCCUGUCCCCCUUUUUAAAAUGUAACUUAAAUGACCAUUAUUCGUAAGGAUUUAGACAUUUUAACAUACCUAACACUCUGUUUCUAAUUUUAUAACAGUGGCUAUUUUUGAAUACUAAACGUUUGGCCUAUUUUAAAGAUAUUACAAGAUUAAAAUAGAACACAAACUUCAAUAGUAAAACUGAUCUGUCCUGUUUCUGAUUUUGUUAUUGAUUUAAGCAGGAGUUAUUCUAGAAAGUGAACAUACGUAAAAUUUUACUUUCCUUAGACUUCAUAUUUAUUUAAGGUUUGAUAAGUGAAUCAGCCUCUUUCAGAAAGUAUUUCAGUUUAUAUCCAUAAUCAGCUAUACUCUGAAAAUUAAGCUUAUUAAAAAUAACUUGGGUAAACAGAACAGACCUUUUGGAUAAGAUUGAUAUUAUAGAACAUAGUUUUAAGCUUGUCUCCGGUUACUCUUACUGUAAAUUUCACUUGAUUCAUAAAAUAAUUCUCACUGGUAAUGUGAGAGGAACCAGAGGGUAAAUACUUGUUCAAGAAUUACUACGACAAAUAAUUAAGUAGUUAAUUAAAACUUGCUAGAGUAUCUCAAUGAGAGAGCCAGUAAUAAUAGUCAAGGAAAGUACUCCUCUAAGCAAAACUGUUUGAUUCUACUGUAUAUCUGAGAAAUCUGUGUCAUCAUUUAAAAUUACAUAGGAUAAUUUGAAGGAAGUGAUACUGUGAAUUACAGUUUUGUGCUUUGAAUUUGCAGUAGUUUACAGGCAUUGUUUUUCUUAGUGCUUUUCUUCAUAUUUUCCUGUUGCAAAGCUCUCCUACCAAAGACUCUCACUGAUUACACUGAUCAGGUUUUUUGGACAAAUUAUUCCUUUUAAACUCGAACUAUUUGCCAAGGAUUUAGUACAUUAGUCAAGUAUAGUGUGUCUUAGGGGGAUGUUUGUUGAUAAACCCAAAUUAUUGUGCAUAGAGAUUAUGGAUAUAAAGGAAUAUUUGACUUUUAUUAAAAAGAUAAGAAAUUUACAAUUAAGUCUUAGAAUUUUGGAUUAAGUGAAAGGUCAAAUAAACAGCUUUUUUAAAUAGAAGAAUUCAUUGCAUGAAGUUAGCUACCAAAUUAUGUAAUACAUGGCUAAUAAAAAUAACUGUUCUCAAUCUGUUUCUGUAUGCAUGCAGCAUGUAAAUUUGAAGUUAUGUGCAUGUUUAUAGUUUUUUUCUAAUUUGCAUUUCAACAGUGUUUAGAGUUUGGAUGCCUUAUUCUAGUAUGAACAGAAAAGUCCUUAUUUUAUGUGUUUGACUCUUGAUGUGUCAUAUGGAGUAGUUUAUAGGAAAUGUUGGCACAAUUUGAACUUUUCAGUAGCUUGUGACAUUACAUAUUAUAUAUAUAUGUACAUAUGUCUUCAUUAUAUUUCGGUGUUUAGUAAUGUAAAUGUUCUGGGCAAGUUUUAAUAUUUCAAAUGCCUUUGGAUAGUCCAGCAAUAAAGGCAACAUAUUCUGCAAUAGAAUUCUUUGUUUGCCUACUUCAACACUAAAAUAGUCCAUAAGGGACCACAAACUCCUUUUAUAAAUAUUACGCAGCAAGGGAGAAUAAUACAUUUGUGAAUUGUGGUUUUUGUUUUGGAAGGCUGACCAUUUAUCUUACAGAUAUUAACUGCAGCCUCUUAAAACCAAAUUUUAUACAAUAUCCUAUUUUUGUAAUUUAAGAAUAUAAUGAAUAUCAAUGGGUUUAGUUUUUUUUUGUUUGUUUGUUUUGUUUUGUUUUGUUAUACUGGGAAUUGAACUCAUGACCUUGCACUUGCUAGGGAGAUUACUAUGCUACCGAGCCAUAUCCCCAGCCUUGGGUUUAGUUUUGAUCACAGACACUGAUAUUUCCAUCAAAGAUGUGCUUUGUGUUUUCUGUUAACUUGGUUAAUUAUGCAAGUAUUAAAACCACAAUUCACUGAUUCACUCAUUGUUAUCCCUGUGAAUUUUAGUGAUAAAUACACUUGCACUACUGAGAAAAAUAUUUUGACACUUCACAUUUACAAAAUAGAGUAUUGACAGUGUCAGUUUCAGGUUUUGUAUUUAAAAUUUCUGGCUUACAUGUUCAAUGGUGCAGAUUUUGAAAUUUGUAAGAACAAAUUUGUUUAAAAAAAACAAAAACUUGCUCUUAGUUUUGUGACCUUGUGUACUUUUGAAAUAAAAUCAAGAGGUUCUCUGC
Molecule: messenger RNA, 5391 nt
Organism: Cavia porcellus (domestic guinea pig)
Lineage: Eukaryota; Metazoa; Chordata; Mammalia; Rodentia; Caviidae
Gene: Cxadr
Product: CXADR Ig-like cell adhesion molecule
Exons: 7
Coding region: 325-1425 (366 amino acids)
Biological process (GO): homotypic cell-cell adhesion
Cellular component (GO): intercalated disc; basolateral plasma membrane; bicellular tight junction
Molecular function (GO): cell adhesion molecule binding
Source: RefSeq, a predicted model, not a curated record